AUGGUACAAUUAGAUGGAGGCUCGACCUUAAUCAUACAGCCUACGCCAACGACAAUCACAAAAUCCUCCUUUUUACGUCAGAGUAAAAGCACAGCAAAUAAAAGUUAUAAAAAGAGGUCAACAUCAAAUAAAAGUGCCUCAGCCUCCGAUGCUACAACGAAGAGAGGAAAACUGUUCUCUUUAUUAUUCUGCUUUACUUUUAAAAAGAAAAAAGAUAGAAGUCCCUCUAGUACCCUUAGUGAGAAAGAGAAACCAAGAAGAACGUCUUCGUCAACGUCCGCUACAGUUGACUCCAUUGUUAACGAACAAUUACUUCAUCAUCAACGAAAGCAACAUACCAAUGAGAAGCAACAACAGCAACAAACAACUUUUGAAGUGGCAAAAGAAACGAUACCAUUACCACCUACUCUGAUAGAGAAAGAGAGAAUAGGAGACGAAGAAUUCAAUAAAAGAACACUGAAAGAAGAGGAAGUUGACAUUUCAUUGCCUCAACAGAUAAAUAUCGAAAAUGAAAAGACGGCCCAACAAGAGUUAGUUGAAGUGGACCAACAAGUGCCAGUCGUACUGACACAUAUUGAGCAAGAAGUUGAGCAAGAAGAAGAUGCUACUAUUGACGAAUUUGAUUCACAUGUGAAUCAUUUACUAGAACCUCUAGGGAAAGAGCACCAAGGUAGAAAAUGUCUCGUUUUGGAUCUCGAUGAAACUUUAAUUCAUAGUUCUUUUAAGACUGUCGCUGAAGCAGACUUUAUUGUGCCAGUUGAAAUUGACGGAAAUUAUCAUAAUGUAUUUGUAUUGAAAAGACCAGGUGUUGAUGCCUUCAUGAAAAGGAUGGGUGAACUUUAUGAAAUCGUUAUAUUCACAGCGAGUUUGUCCAAGUACGCAGAUCCUGUGUUAGAUCAGUUUGACUUACAUAAAGUGAUUCACCAUCGCCUUUUUAGAGAAGCCUGUCAUCCAUAUAAUGGCAGUUAUAUCAAGGACCUUUCUCGUUUAGGUCGAGAUUUGAGGCAUGUGAUUAUUUUGGAUAAUACACCAGCCAGCUAUAGCUUCCACCCAUGCAAUGCUGUUCCUGUUUCGACUUGGUUUAACGAUCAGCAUGACUCUGAGUUAAUAGAUUUGAUUCCCUUUUUAGAAGAUUUAUCAAAAGUGGACAAUGUAGUUGAAGUGCUGAAUAUAUCCCUAUUAGAUGAUUACAACAUGCAUGAAGACGUGUAUUAA
Messenger RNA from Mycotypha africana, 1215 nucleotides. Its product is annotated as HAD-like domain-containing protein. The coding region runs from base 1 to 1215 and encodes 404 amino acids. Gene Ontology annotation, cellular component: plasma membrane. The record is from RefSeq and is a predicted model, not a curated record. Gene Ontology annotation, molecular function: phosphoprotein phosphatase activity. The transcript is spliced from 5 exons. NCBI's taxonomy places the organism in Eukaryota, Fungi, Mucoromycota, Mucoromycetes, Mucorales, Mycotyphaceae.